This is a messenger RNA of Cololabis saira (Pacific saury), 1111 nucleotides long. RefSeq names its product stomatin (EPB72)-like 3a (gene stoml3a). NCBI's taxonomy places the organism in Eukaryota, Metazoa, Chordata, Actinopteri, Beloniformes, Belonidae. Gene Ontology annotation, cellular component: plasma membrane. The record is from RefSeq and is a predicted model, not a curated record. The transcript is spliced from 7 exons. The coding region runs from base 1 to 867 and encodes 288 amino acids.
AUGAUCUCAACAACAUCCAGCACAGCAGAGAUGGUUACUCAGGGCAAACUUCAGAUCAGCGCAGAUAACGUUGAAGACAAAAACACAAGCAGACAGGGAUGUUUUGGCUGGCUGUUGGUCAUCAUAUCCAUGGUCUUUAUCGCGGCAACCUUCCCCAUCACACUGUUCAUGUGCAUCAAGAUAGUGAAGGAGUAUGAACGAGCAGUCAUUUUCAGACUGGGCCGGCUCGCCGACAGGAGGCCCAAAGGCCCAGGACUUUUCUUUGUGUUGCCCUGCACUGAUAACUUUGUAAAAGUUGAUCUGAGGACGGUGUCCUUUGACAUCCCUCCACAAGAGAUCCUAACCAAAGACUCUGUGACAGUGUCUGUGGAUGGCGUGGUGUACUUCCGCAUCCACUGCCCCAUCUCAUCCGUGGCCAAUGUGUCCAAUGCUCACUCAAGUACACGACUGCUGGCUCAAACCACUCUGAGGAACGUCCUUGGUACCAAAAAUCUUGCAGAGCUUCUAUCUGACAGAGAAGGCAUUUCUCUCAGUAUGCAGGAAUCCCUGGAUGAGGCCACUGAUCCAUGGGGCAUCAAGGUAGAACGUGUAGAGAUCAAGGACGUGAAACUGCCUCAACAGCUGCAGAGAGCCAUGGCAGCAGAGGCCGAGGCCACCCGGGAGUCCAGGGCUAAGAUCAUAGCUGCAGAAGGAGAAAUGAAAGCCUCCCGGGCUCUGAAAGAAGCCGCUCUGGUGAUCGCUGAAGCCCCGUCUGCCCUCCAGCUGCGAUACCUGCAGACUCUGAACAGCAUUGCAGCAGAGAAGAACUCCACCAUCAUCUUCCCUCUGCCCAUAGAUAUGUUGCAAGGUUUCAUGCAGAAGAAGUGAUGCUUAGCAGUAGCACAGUUCCAUUUAAGCUCAACUUAGACCGCUUUGCAUUGAAAUUAGCGUUACGUCCUUAUUAGAACUGUUGAUGCUUCAGCAUUGCUCUGAUAUUGAGCCUGCCAUGGGGCCACAUGCACAAAACCCAUUGUUUUUGCUAGAUUUUUACAGAUAAAUAUGGUUCUUUUUUUUGUAACUCUCAAUCACCAAGGUAUCGGUUAAGCCUGACGUCUCUGGCAUACCGAUGAAA